Molecule: messenger RNA, 2439 nt
Organism: Penicillium roqueforti
Lineage: Eukaryota; Fungi; Ascomycota; Eurotiomycetes; Eurotiales; Aspergillaceae
Exons: 3
Coding region: 1-2439 (812 amino acids)
Source: RefSeq, a predicted model, not a curated record
AUGCCCUCACUCACUCUAACAGACCCGGACAUGAUCCUACCAUACGAAGUCGAACGCGAAUCCCAAACUCCUUCCCCACCCCAAAUCGCGUACUUCAACUCCCGCAACCAAUCGGAUCCCAAUGCCUCCAUGUCGGCAUCCAGUCGACAGAAGAAAAAUUUUUCCCGUCAUGCAUGGACACACGAAGACGUGAAUGUCAGUCGCCGUCUCUCAGAUAUCGGCGAGGAGCUCUCGCCCGCCAGAUUGGAGGGAUUCGGCGACUCGGAUGAGCAAGAGCUAGCCAGCUCACCGCUAUUACGUGGGCAGGAUGAUCCAAACAGGGAGUGGAGUAGCUCCAAUUCCACAAUCAGUGCGGGGAGCAGACGCGCUUCCGCUUCCAGGGAUGUGUCCGAGGCGCAAAACGGACGCGACGAAUCUCCCGUUCACCCCGAGGUCGCGAGAGCGCAAGCUACCGCGGUCAUUGGAACUGCAGGGGGCUCUUCCGUGCCUGCUAGUAGCGCGGUGGCGUCUGCGGCUGCAGAGGGCAAGGGGCCCGGGGAGGAGUUUUCCUCGGCGAUACUGAGUAGCGAGGCGGAAAGGAUUUUGGAGAAUGCGAAGAAACGCUUGAAUCUUAUGGAGAACAAUCUCACUCGAGCUCGGUCGACGACGCCGCGGACGACCUCAUCGCCCUCAUCGCCCUCGCCCUCGAAUUCGGGCUAUAUCCAGCCGAUGGGUUUGCACCAGCCUGUGGGUGUACUAUAUCGGUCGAUUUCGCGCACGGAUCCUAAGAGCUUUUCGCUUCGACGGCAGUCGUUUAUUACGUCGCAGGAUACGACGAAUAAUCGUCAUUCAAGGGGUCAGUCUGAGACGAUUGUUCCGUCGGAUUCGAGCUUCUCGAAUGAUGACAAGCAAGUUUCGCGCUCUGUCAGUGCAAUGGGCGCGAGCACUUCGUCCAGUCUUCAUACUGAUGAUCGGUCGUUCCACUAUGCACCUACGAGGGCGUAUCUGACGCACCGAUCAUCGAUUUCUUCUACCCAGCCUCCGAUACAUGUGCAAGAGGAGAAGGAGGGCCAAGGGGCGCAAUCGCCUGCUUUCACCGAAGACAGUUCGUCGGGCUCGCCACAUGGCUUGGGCAUUUCCUCGGAGGAGGAAUCGAAAUCGAGCCCGGAUGGUUUCAGUCCAGUCUACAGCUCCUUUGGUCCCCCUAGCCGCGCGCAGUCGCAACUGCAGGUGCGGGAUCUCCAGUAUCAGAUGAAGGGGCUUCACAUCAAAAUCUCUUCUCUGAAGGUGAAGAAUCAGGAGGACAAUCUUCGCCGGCGUAGUUUGCAAAGCCUGCGAACGCCCAGCCCCUUGACGGCCGCCGAUCACUGGUAUGCGAAUGCGCUGGAGCUCAGAGAUGGCCAGAGCAGUCGUGGCUCCAAUCCCCGACGUGAAGCCAGCUCUGAAAACACUCGGGAUGUCUCGAAUGAGAUAGCGGCGGAAGAUCGACGCAGAUCCGCCGAGCACGCUGCUGGAAAUGCAUCCAAGCACGCCGAGAAUUGGCAGGGCAAUGAGCCUGACUAUGGCGAUGACCAAUCUAUCGCCGAGACCAUGUACGAAGAUGCCGAAGAAGGUGAUUUUAAUGAGGAAAUUGACCGCGAAGCUCUGGAUGAGAUCUUACGUGAACCGCUUGACGAUGACCUCGAAAGCGACAUGGAAGUCUUCCCUAACGUGCCGUCGCACACGGACGCGACGCCCCACGAGCUGCGCGAGGAUGCGUUCGACUAUGAGCAUUUCAUCUUGCAUAGUGCACUGGGCAACUACACCCAGCAACUCCGCCGAGUAAGCAACAGCUCGAACGGAUCAGUGGAGACAACCCGGCCCGCAUACACAAAGCGGCACUCCCGUAACAACAGCAACAUGUCCGUCUCGACCGUGGCAACCUUCGCCACCGCAAACGAAGGCGAGCGUCCCGAUGACGAGGAUGACGUUGACAGCGUGAUGUACUGGGACCGACGGUUUAACCAUGAGCUGCGACACGGACAUAGCCAUAGCCAUUCCCAAUCUCAUACUCACCACAGCUACCAGCCAAGUCCAAUCCAAGAGAUCGAGGCUGAGAAUGACCGCUCCGAAACACCCCGUGGACCACGGCACCACACCAAUUCACUGGACCCAAACAACCUUUCCCCUCAGAAGCAUACUGGCCGCUCAUCCUCAGCCACGGCCGGUUCUGCAACCCCGACCUCUCUUGUCUCGUCCCUCGUCUCCACCGUGCGCGCGGCAUCCAGCACCCCCAGUGUCGGUGGCAUCAACGAUGAUGACACACAGAUGCUGGAAGCACUGUUCGCCAGCCUUGGUAAAGUCUGUAUGGAUCUGCAGGCAAUCACGAGCUCUGCGGACCCCGAUGAAAAGGCUGCGCGGGUGCUGCGGCGUCGUCUGGAUGCUGCACGCAGAGUGCUAGAGGGAGAGCUUGAUGCUUGA